AUGCCGAAAAGAAAAUCUGCAGCAUCCGUUUUCGUUUUACUUUUUAUACAGAUAUUUCCAUUGGAAGUUGUCAAAUUACCAGAAGUUUGUUGUGGGAAACUACAAAAUACUGAGGCUACUCUACUCGAUGAUGAUGGAAGUAUAGAUUUUGAUUCUCCAUUGCCACCACCGGUUAAUUCAAAAAGUCAUUCGAAAUCGUUGAAACCCGGUGGCGUAAAUAAUCAAGGUACGCGAAAAAAACCAUACAAUUUAAGCAAUAAUAAAAAACAUUACGACUACACUCACGGGCGAAGUUAUAUCAAUCCACACAAUGCGAGACAUCCAGAAUUACCCAAUUCGAAUUACGACAUAGAUGGAAAAGGAAAAUUUGGAAGACAUCACGGACACAAACAUCAUCUUUUACCAAACAUGUAUCAACCCAUGCCCGUCCCAAUGACCAUACCCAUAUCCCAUCAUCCGAAUAUAGAUUUUUAUCCCGGUAAUUCAUUUUACUCUCCCAUACCAUAUCCAAAUUACAACGUCGGAUCGGGUAGUGGUUUUGGUUAUCCCGGAGAAGAUUUUACAAGGAAAUCAACAUCUACAAAUAAUUUAAAUCCGAGUUACAGAUCCGGAUUAGUAAGGGGUACCGGAUAUUUAAACGGACAAAUAAAUUUUCCGUCGCCGGAUAUUUCUAGAAAUUCAGAAAUCAUAUCGAGAGAAGGUUUUAGCGAAAUGAGACAAGAGGAAAUGUCCGAAAGACUGUUAAAAUUAAAAGAAGAAGAUGAUGAAGAAGAAAUUGUCGCUGGAAAAUUUAGUCCCUGCGGGGGCGAAUGCGAACAAGAUGAAUUUCUAUGCGUGGGAUCUUGCACGUGCAUACCGAACACUUUUCGUUGCGAUGGCGAUGCAGAUUGCACAGGAGAACAAGACGAAUUAGAAUGUGGAGAAACUGAGUUGGACAUUUUUCAAAGCUGUCUGGAAACUGAUAAUUACGUUCGGUGUCCGAGAUCUGGAAAAUGUAUUAAAAAAACGUGGUUGUGUGACGGUGACGACGAUUGCGGGGAUUUCAGCGAUGAAACGCAUUGCGAUGGACGAAAUUGCACCGAGGGAGAAUUCGAAUGUAAUAAUGGAUUUUGCAUACAGAAAUCAUGGCUUUGUGAUGGUGACAACGAUUGUAAAGAUUAUUCUGACGAAACCAAUUGCACGAAAAAAAACGCUUGUUCCAUAAAUGAAUUUCAUUGUACUGAUGGUAAUUGCGUGUCAUUAUCAUGGAAAUGCGAUCUCGAACCUGAUUGUUCCGAUGGAUCAGAUGAAGCAGAUUGCGCUCAAGAACCCCACGUUUGUAAUGAAAAUGAAUUUGAAUGUGCGUAUCCGAGAUGUGUAAAAAAAAAUUUUAAAUGUGAUGGCGAUAACGAUUGCGGCGAUUGGUCCGAUGAACAAAAUUGUCCCAAUACGGAAUCCAGUUGCGGAACUUCAGAAUUUAAAUGUAAUGGCGGACGUUGCAUUCCAGAAUUGUGGAAAUGCGAUGAGGAAACGGAUUGCGAAAAUGGCGAAGAUGAAAUGGGCUGUACUGAAAAAUUACCCAAAACCUGCGGUCCGGAUGAAUUUUCUUGCAACAAUGGAAAUUGCAUUUUGAAAACCUGGCUUUGCGAUAAUGUUCAGGAUUGUUCCAAAGGCGAAGACGAAGAAAAUUGCGAACAAACUUGUCACGAAACUCAAUUUAAUUGCGCUGCUCAUCAAAAAAACGAUUCGUCCGCCAUUCUCAUUCGGAAAUCGCCCAAGCCUUUGAUAAAUUGCAUCGGUCGAAAACAUGUUUGCGAUGGGAAAAAAGACUGUCCGAAAGGAGAAGAUGAACGUAACUGUCCGAAAAAAAAGAAAUGUGAUGAUGAUUCGAAAUGUCAACAGUUGUGCGUGGUACUAUCCAACGGGAGAGAUGCUUGCAGUUGUGAAGCAGGAUUUAUUUUGUCAAGUGAUAACCACACUUGCGAUGAUAUCGAUGAAUGCAAAUUUGAGUACGAUCCCGUUUGCAGUCAGAUUUGCAAUAACACGAUUGGAUCAUUUACGUGCCUUUGUAGAAAAGGUUACGUAUUGAGACCUGAUGGACGAACUUGUAAAGCCAUCGGUGACCCACCAACCUUAAUAUUUGCCAAUAGGAUCGAUAUAAGACAAGUAAGUCUUAACAAUUUAAGGUACACGGCAAUUUUAAAAGGUUUACAAAAUGCCAUAGCUAUCGAUUAUCAUUAUAAUAAAGGUUGGAUUUAUUGGUCGGAUGUAUCUAUGGACGUGAUUAAACGAGCAAAAGUUAACGGAACCGAAAAAUCAGAUGUUAUUAAAUGGGGAUUAGAAUCUCCAGGAGGUGUAGCUAUCGAUUGGAUUCACGACCUCCUAUACUGGACGGAUUCUGGUACUCGCAGGGUAGAAGUUGCUACUUUAGACGGUAAACACAGAUCCGUAAUUGCUUCCAACGAUUUGGAUAAACCCAGAGCGAUAGUUGUUCAUCCAGGUUUAGCUGUUGUAUUUUGGACCGAUUGGGGACCGAAACCGAAAAUUGAAGUGUCCGAAAUGGACGGAAGUAAUAGGAAAAGCAUAAUAACCGAAGGAGUAUUUUGGCCCAAUGGUUUAGCUUUAGAUUAUGCCAUAGAUCGAUUGUAUUGGACGGAUGCUAAACAUCAUGCAAUUGAAAGUGCCAAAUUUGACGGAAGCGAAAGAAGAAAGAUUGUAACCAAAGGAUUACCUCAUCCGUUUGCUAUAACUUUGUUUGAGGAAGCCAUCUAUUGGACGGAUUGGCACACAAAAAGCAUAGCAAGUGCUAAUAAAGACACUGGAAUGGGUUAUAAAAUAGUACACACGGGCUUACAUUUUCCCAUGGAUAUACACAGUUUUCACUCUCAACGUCAGCCAUCUUUUACCAAUCACUGCGGUAACAAUACCGGUGGGUGCUCUCACCUAUGCUUACCGACUAAAUCAUCCUACAGAUGCGCUUGUCCACUUGGUUUACACCUUCAUAAAGACAAAAAAAGCUGUACGGACACUCCUGAAAAACUAUUAAUUUUUGCAAGGAAUAAAGACAUUAGAUUACGCCAAUUGGGACAGGGAAAAGAAGUCGGGAUCAUUGAUAUGGUUAUACCUCUGGAUCAAGUUCGAUCGGCUGUCGCCCUUGCUUUCGAUUCUGAUAAAAAUACCAUUUAUUGGACCGACGUUGAAAGUCAUAGAAUAAGUAAAAGUUUUUUAAACGGUUCUAAUCAGGAAGUUGUCAUCAGUAGUAAUCUAGAAUCUCCUUCCGGUCUAGCGAUCGAUUGGGUAACCAAAAAGUUAUAUUGGGCGGAUGCAGGCACGAACAGGAUAGAGUUAUCUAAUUUAAAUGGAUCAAUGAGAGCUUUAUUGAUUUGGGACGGAUUAGACAAGCCAAGAGAUAUAGUCGUAGAACCUAUCGGUGGUUACAUGUAUUGGAGCGACUGGGGAAAAACACCGAAAAUCGAAAGAGCCGGAAUGAACGGAUCAAAUCGUAAAAUUCUUUUUUCAAAAGAUUUAAUAUGGCCGAAUGGAUUAGCCAUUGAUCAUGAGAAAAGUCGGAUUUAUUGGGUUGACGGCGGCACCAAAGCAAUCGAAUAUUCGAGAUUAGACGGUUCCGGAAGGACAACAUUAAGGAGUACCGAAGUACGUCAUCCGUUCGGAUUGACACUCUUCGGUAAGAAUAUAUACUGGACCGAUUGGGAAACGAAUAGCAUACACAUGGCUGAUAAAAAUACCGGGAAAAAUGGUGCGAUUUUAAGAGAUCGAAUAUCGGGUCUUAUGGACGUAAGAGUUUUCCAUCGGGAAUUUCAAAAAUUUCAUUCACCGUGUCUCAUUGAAAAUGGCGGUUGUUCUCAUCUUUGCUUAAUAGCUCCACCACCUGAAAAAUAUUCUUGCGCUUGUCCAAUCGGGAUAAAACUACUGAGAGAUGGUAAAACAUGCGCUCCCGGACCUACGAAUUCUUUAAUUUUUGCUCAUCGUAUCGAUAUUCGAGAAAUUUCGUUGGACGUACCUUAUUUAGUCGACACGGUCCUUCCUUUGCCUCCGAUGAAAAAUACAAAAGGAGUUGACGUGGAUAGAAAAACAGGUGAUAUUUACUGGACGGAUACGACUGAAGAUGUUAUUAUGCGAGCAUCUCGAGACGGCUAUAAUGUUGAUAGGAUCAUAAUUGAUGGUUUAGAUACAGCAGACGGAAUCGUCGUAGAUUCAACGGGACGGAAGAUAUACUGGACUGAUGCGGGUAGAAACAGCAUAGAAAUUUGUGAAUUAGAUGGAACGAAUAGAAAAGUAUUGAUUUGGUCCGAUUUGGAAAAUCCUAGAGCUAUCACCUUACACUAUCAUCACGGUCUCAUGUUUUGGUCCGAUUGGGGUAAAAAAGCAAGAAUAGAACAAGCAGAUAUGGAUGGUAAAAACAGAAAAGUUCUCAUAGCUGACGAUUUGGAUUGGCCAAAUGGGUUGGCUAUAGAUCGACCGGGAGGAAGACUUUACUGGAACGAUGGAAAAAGAAAAACGAUCGAAAGUUCUGAUCUCGAAGGCCGAGGAAGGAAAAUAAUUGUCCGAGAAGUACCUCAUCCGUACGGCUUGGUUAUUGUGGGUACGCACAUGUAUUGGACGGAUUGGAAAACGCAAUCCGUUCAUAGAGCGGAUAAAAGAAACGGAAGCGAUAGUCAAGUUAUCAGAAAAGGUUUGGAGGGUCUGAUGGACAUUCGGUCGGUCCAGGCGGAAAACAUAGCAGAAAACGCAUGCGGAAGCGACAAUGGCGGUUGUUCACAUUUGUGUUUGCGAAAACCGGAAGGGUUCGCGUGCGCUUGUCCAACCGGAAUAGUUCUCCAGGAGGAUUCCAAAACGUGUAAUCACUUACCAUCGACCUUCCUCUUAUUCGCGACGAGGAGUAAAUUGGUACGCGUUUCUCUGGACACGGAAGAACUUUGGGAUGUGACACUCCCCAUAUUAGACAUACAAAAUUCCAUAUCCGUCGACUUUCAUUGGAACAAGCAAAUAAUUUUUUACUCGGAUGUCAAUUUGGACGUCAUAAGGGGGGUGAACAUGAAAAACCUGUCGGAAAAUAAAAUAAUAAUAAAAGAAAAUUUAACGACGCCGGAUGGUAUCGCCGUUGAUUGGCUAUCGGAAAAUUUAUAUUGGACGGACACGGGUAGAAAAGUAUUGGAAGUAUCGAAAAUAGAUGGAAAGUGUCGCAAGGUCAUUUUUAACAAAGGAUUAGACGAACCAAGAGCCAUAACUGUGUUUCCCGGAAGAGGGUAUUUAUAUUGGACGGAUUGGGGGGAUUCCCCGAGGAUCGAAAGAUCAUUCAUGGACGGAUCUCAAAGGCGAGUCAUCAUAGGAGCGGAUUUAGGAUUUCCAAAUGGACUCGCAGUCGAUUACACAGCAUUGAAAUUAUAUUGGGCAGAUGCUUUAAAGGACAGAAUUGAAUUUAGCGAUUUGCACGGUAGAAACAGAGUGCAAUUGGUACCCGCUGCAACUCAUCCGUUCGGUUUAACAAUUUUUGAAGAACACAUUUACUGGACGGAUUGGUAUUCGAAAUCGGUCGAAAGAGCCGACAAGACAACAGGAAGAGAUCGUAUGCCGAUCCGAUCGGAAUUGGAAAGUGUAAUGGAAAUAAAAGCAGUUUCGAGCAAGAGACAGUUGGGGUGGUCUCCUUGCCAGGAAAACAAUGGAUUUUGCUCACAUUUGUGCCUAUUCCGGCGAAAGGAUUAUAUUUGCGCUUGUCCAGACGUACCUGACGAUCGACCUUGCGAAAAAGAGCCCAAAGAAAAAAUUACGAUACCUAAAAGUGAUGAUGAUGAUGAUGAUUUAAUAAUACACGGAGUCGAUGGCGGAACUAAAAGCGAACUGGAUAAAAUCCACGGAGAUCCAAACAUAGACGCCACGAACGAUUCCAUGACGAAAGAUUCAGUUUCCAAACAGCUUUUAUUAAUAUGCGUCAUAACCAUACUUUGCGUCCUUAUAAUACUCUCAUUAACGUUUUCCCUCGUUGUUUUAUUUCGUCGGAAACGUAAAAAACAGAAAAAGUACAUGUUUUCCGAUUCUAAAAACGUACUGACGUUCAGCAAUCCUAAUUACACGUCAUCAAACGUCGAACCGGGAGCGACGACGACGACGACGACGACGACAACGACAACGACGACAACAACAAACGAUAAGAAACCUUUUUUGUGGAAAAGGUUAAAAUACGACAAAUCCCAGGAAAGAGUGUUUGACGUCCAGGAAGAAAAAGGAGAAAGGACUUGUUAUCCAGAUGAUAAGGCAUCAUCCUCUUCUCCAGAAAAACUCGAUUCCGUCAAUCCGAUUCAUCGUUAG
Messenger RNA from Pediculus humanus corporis (human body louse), 6306 nucleotides. RefSeq names its product low-density lipoprotein receptor, putative. NCBI's taxonomy places the organism in Eukaryota, Metazoa, Arthropoda, Insecta, Psocodea, Pediculidae. The coding region runs from base 1 to 6306 and encodes 2101 amino acids. The record is from RefSeq and is a predicted model, not a curated record. Gene Ontology annotation, molecular function: calcium ion binding; protein binding. The transcript is spliced from 36 exons.